Molecule: messenger RNA, 3824 nt
Organism: Prionailurus viverrinus (fishing cat)
Lineage: Eukaryota; Metazoa; Chordata; Mammalia; Carnivora; Felidae
Gene: CD2H1orf198
Product: chromosome D2 C1orf198 homolog
Exons: 4
Coding region: 17-1000 (327 amino acids)
Source: RefSeq, a predicted model, not a curated record
GGCGGGCAGGCCGGGCAUGGCGUCGAUGGCGGCGGCGAUCGCGGCCUCGCGCUCGGCGGUCAUGAGCGGGAACCGGCCUCUGGACGACCGGGAGCGGAAGCGCUUCACCUACUUCUCGUCGCUGAGCCCCAUGGCCAGGAAGAUCAUGCAGGACAAGGAGAAGAUCCGCGAGAAGUACGGGCCCGAGUGGGCGCGGCUGCCGCCCGCGCAGCAGGACGAGAUCAUCGACCGGUGCCUGGUGGGGCCGGGCGCCCCGGCGCCCCGCGCCCCGGGGGACCCCGGGGACUCCGAGGAGCUGGCGCGCUUCCCCGGCCUGCGCGGGCCCACGGGCCAGAAGGUGGUGCGCUUCGGGGACGAGGACAUAACUUGGCAAGAUGAGCACUCUGCCCCUUUCUCCUGGGAAACGAGGAGUCAGAUGGAGUUCAGUGUGUGCUCCUUGUCUAUCCAAGAGCCGGGCAGCGGCCCGGCCGGCGAGCCGAGGCAGUCUAAAGCCUCCCAGGGCUCGCAGGCCCUCCGGCCCUCCCAGGGCGGCAAGUCCUCCAGCCUGGAUGCCCUGGGUCCCGCCCGGAAGGAAGAGGAAGCUUCCUUCUGGAAGAUCAACGCCGAGCGCUCCCGGGGAGAGGGGCCUGAGGCCGAGUUCCAGUCGCUAACCCCCAGCCAGAUCAAGUCCAUGGAGAAGGGUGAAAAGGUCUUGCCUGCCUGUUACCGGCAGGACCCCGCCCUGAAGGACAGGGAGGCCAAGGCCGAAAGGCCCGGCAACCUCCGCCAGGAGCAGCGCGGCCUCCCCUGCGUCAGCAUCGAGCCCGAGAGACCCCAGCCCGUCCAGGCCCGCCCCAGCACCACCCCGUCCGAGCCCGAGGGGAAGCUUUCCUCGCCCGAGGCCAGGCGGGAGGACGUGGAGGACGUAGAAGACUCUCUGUUCUCGGAACCCAUGCCUACACAGGUCACCUCAAGUAAUGUCGUCUUGAAGACAGGAUUUGAUUUUCUGGACAACUGGUAAAAUGUAUCAGACAACCAAAUAAUAAGAAUAAAACCAAGAACCCCUAAAUGUUUUCCAAAGUGGCGUGGUGGAGGAGGAUAAAAAAAAAAAAGGCAAUAUUUCCCUGUGUAUUUUCCUGGUUUCUGUACGCUCUUUUCUUAAUCAUUUGGAAACUGGUAAAUAUCGCCUUGUCCGGAUUUCCAGAUUUUUCUCUUUUUUGGUAAGGCCAGAUAUAUAUGCUAUUUUCAGUGAUUUGAUAAACAGAAGUUUUACAUUUGGAAUUUUUAAACGACCGUUAAGGCAUUGAGUAGGUCUCGUGAAUAAAGCCUCUGUUCCCAAUUCCACCCCGUUUUCCCCCCUCCCCGGAGAAAGAGUUUUCUCAUCGUGUCCCCAAAACCAUAAAAGCGAUUUCCGUCUCUUUCUCCUUUAGCCUCUCCCCUUUUGAAAUGAGCGGCGUGCGCUUUGCUGGGUGGCUGUCGGUGAUGCCCUCGGCUGUGGCGGCCUCAGUGUGCCGGGCUGGCCGUGACCGCGGGAAGAUUCCUCCCCACCCAGCAUUCCCGGAUGCCCAGGGCUCCCUGACGCCACGCCCCUUGCAUCGUGUGCCACGCUCUACCCUCACGUCAUGUCCAGGAACCCCACUGUUGGCACAUAGCAGAGAUGGUCUUCAAGCCGCCCCGAUCCGUACUCAAGCUGUUCGUCGUCGUUUGAGAAGAGUUGCAUGUUUAAAAGUUUUGUAUUAACUUGUCAUUAUUUUGUAUGUAGAGUUAGAGGUUGUGAGGCUCCACUUCUUGGGCGUGUACUGGUUUCCGUUUGGAGGUUCUUUGCUCCUCCUGUGGCCCCGGUGGGUGUUCCCGGGUCCGGGGCAUCUGCAGGAAUGAAGGGCAGGUGGCAGGUGUUGGAGGACAGAGCCCUUCUGAUCGGUUGCGGUAGAACCUUCCAGCAGGAGGCUGGCAGGGGCGGUGGACGUCCUUCAUCCCAAGGACUGCUUAGACUCUCCUGAUGGAUCUCUCUGCCAUCCCUGACCACCAGCAGAAGGAGUCGUCUCUGCAGCGCCCCAGCAGCGCCCCCUGGAGACCCCUUGCGGUCCUAUCCACGGUGUCUCUUGGAGCCAGACUGCGGCCCGCUGCCGUUCAGAUGGAGGUGGCCCCCAGGCUGCCUGGGCAAGGUGGCCCAUGCCCCAGGCGUGGUGGGUGGGGCAGGGCGAGGAGGAGAGUGGCCCUUACCCUGGGAAGCCUGCGCCCUGCCCGUUGGCCCCGAGCUGCGCCCCCUGCUGGACAUGCCCGAGCGUGAUCUACACGUUGCCUCUCACUGUGUUCUCCUCACCUGAAGCCUUAACCCCUGUGAGUCCUGCGAGUGAGCGCCCGGUUUCAGUACCAAGGUGUGUCUUUUUAAAAAUGCGUUUCUGUCUCAUACGACAUCCUUAAGUGGUGUCCACAGCGUCCAGGGUAAAGCACGUGGCGCCUUAUUUUCCCCAGGAAGAUUCCUGCCAAAGCUGCGGCCUGGCCAACUUUUGGCUGGGUUUCUGCCAAUCGCAUUAUGUCCCUGAACCUCUCAUUUGGCCCCUUGGGGUUGUGGAUGUGACCUUCCUACGUGGGUGACUGGCUGCGUUAUGGCAAAUACAGAUUUCUUCUUGUACCAUUUGAGGAUAGUUGAAACGUCCAAGGGGAAAAAAAGGCUCAGAACGUGGCGGGGACGGAAAAGGGAACUUAGAAAUCCCAGCCGGGGAGCCAGCCCCUCGAGUCAGCCACUGAGCCUCAGAGCCGGGCUUCCCACCUGCCUCCACUUCCAGCCUGGAGGGCAGUGCACUGUUUUAGAGCCCGCGCUUGAAAACAGGGUUCCUUAAAAAAAGAGAGAGAGAGAGAGAGAGAGAGAGAGAGAGAGAGAGAGAGAGAUGUCCAGGUGUGAGUUUGUAUUCGUUGACGCUGAUGUGGCCAGGGAGGAACUGCACCUGGGGACAGUUAGCCCACAGUGAUGUGUCUGUUCUCUUGCGAGACAAUUCUGAGGCCUUUCCGACUUUCUCCUAAAGCCCAGUUAUUCCUUUCACAACCCCUCCACCCCGCCCCCCACCCCAGGGGGCUGCAGGGGCGCAGGGGGUUGUUGAAAGCCUCUGCGUCACCCGGUGCCGCCCGGGGCCCGCUACCCCGAGUGUUUAGUUAAUCUCUUACAACAGGGCGUAAUGUUGCAUGAUGGGGUAGCCUCCUGAGAUGAAAUGUAAAGUCACAACUUAGGAAAUCCUCAAGCCGUGUGGCUUUGCUCCGCUUCUGAGGAGACGUGAAGGGGCCCGGAGGACACAGGCUGGCGAAUCCCCAUCCCGCCUGACCUGCGGAUCCUGGUCGUAACCCCGGGCGGUCUGUGUAAAGAUGGUCAGUAAGGAAAAAUUCAGCUCUUAGGUUGGCCACCUCCUCCCCACCCUCCUGUGUCAGGAUGAAGUCCCUAGAACCAGACGUUUAUAUGUAUUAUUUUAAAAAGACACACUUUUCAACUGAAGCCUGUAUUUGGUUUUGGGGUGUCCCCCGCGCCCCCUUCUGCGCACCUGGGAUUUAGCUCAAGGAUUUAGCGUCUUGCUUCGGGUGACUGUGUUUCAUAAACUCUCCCCCAGGAAGUCAGAAACCAGUUUCCGUUCUUCCCCUUGGGGGGGAGGGGAGGGUCCCCACCCCGCUCUCUGGGUUUGGGGGUGCUGUCCACUUGGGGACCCCAGCCCUCGCCGCGCGCCGGACCCCACGUGGAUGUCAGAGCCCCCCUCCCUUUCUUUGAUACACGUUUUCCAAAAAAUGAAGAAUUCUUACGACUUGUAACUUGGUUGUAUUUUAUAUUAAUAGCCUUUAAUAAAGCCAUUUAAAAUAUG